Messenger RNA from Ilex paraguariensis (yerba mate), 506 nucleotides. The record is from the annotation of a GenBank genome assembly. Lineage: Eukaryota; Viridiplantae; Streptophyta; Magnoliopsida; Aquifoliales; Aquifoliaceae.
AUGUCUGACAUCGUCAAGGAAGCUUGGAAAAAGUAUCUGCUAGCGCUGCAAAUUCACCCCCUCAGAACUAAGGCAGUUACCUCUGGGGUUCUGAUUGGAUGUAGUGACAUAAUUGCUCAAAAGAUCUCUGGGAUCAAAAAGCUUCAAUUGAGAAGAUUACUUCUUUUAAUGCUCUUUGGCUUUGCCUAUUCGGGACCGUUUGGCCACUUCCUUCACAAAUUAAUGGACAUCAUUUUUAAAGGAAAGAAGGGCAACAAAGCUGUUGCAAAGAAGGUUCUGUUGGAACAAUUAACUUCUUCUCCCUGGAACAACUUGUUCUUCAUGAUGUAUUAUGGUUUGGUGGUUGAAGGAAGACCGUGGGGUUUAGUCAAGAAUAAAGUCCGAAAAGACUACCCCUCUAUACAGUUGACUGCAUGGAAGUUUUGGCCCAUAGUUGGAUGGAUCAACUACCAGUAUAUGCCUUUACAGUUUCGUGUCUUAUUCCACAGUCUUGCUGCUUCAUGCUG